CUUCGUUCUUUCUCUUUGAACCGUCCGUGAAGAAGGUGCGUCGAGAGCGCAAGUGCCCUAGGGAAGUUUUUUUUUAUGAAUAAUUGUGAGGUUAGGGUAUCCAUUAGAGGAUACAAGUAAACUAAAAACGUUCCGUAGCAUUUUGGUGCUGCUGGUUGAGUACCUGCCUUGCGAAAAGUACUUCAGUGUGCGCGUCUUCGGGCUUAAGAAAACCCCCGUACAAACUUUCUGUGGAGUUCGAUUUUUCCACUCCACGCGCGCGCGUCCGAACACGUUCCCGGGUGUGACUCUGUGUGUGAGUGUGAGUGAGUGUGUGCUGGGGCGUGCGAGAUCCUAAAAAGAAGGGUGUUGAACGCGCCGCUCUCGUAGGCCUUUUUUUUUUCGCGCGAAUCAAAAUGGCAGACACACAGGAAACGGAAGUUGUGAACGGUGGGGCGGCGGCAACGGCGGCAACGGUGGCCCCAACGACGGCCCAAGAGAAUCAAGAAAACAGUACCAAUCAGCCUCAACAGACGGACCAGCAAGCUGCUGCUGCUGCGCCGGCAGCACCGGCAGCGGCUGCGCCCGGAAACGGUAAUACCGAAGCUACCAACACGAACGGUAACACGGAAAAUCACACCACCGCCACUACCACCGCCACCACCACCACCACCACCGCCGCCACAACCGUGCGCGAUGAUGACAGAAAAUUAUUCGUUGGUGGACUGAGUUGGGAAACAUCAGACAAGGAACUGAAGGAACACUUCAGCCAGUACGGUGACAUCGAGAGCAUCAAUGUGAAGACGGACCCGAACACUGGCCGCUCGCGCGGCUUCGCAUUUAUCGUCUACAAGAGCGCGGACUCGAUCGAUAAGGUCGUGGCGGUUAGCGAGCAUGUGAUCAACAACAAGAAGGUCGACCCGAAGAAGGCGAAGGCCCGGUACGGCAAGAUCUUCGUCGGCGGGCUGACCUCGGAGAUCAGCGACGAGGAAAUUAAAACCUUCUUCGGACAGUUCGGAAAUAUCGUGGAGGUAGAAAUGCCAUUCGACAAGCAGAAGAACCAGCGCAAGGGCUUCUGCUUCAUCACGUUCGACUCUGAGCAGGUGGUGAACGAGCUGCUCAAGACGCCCAAGCAAACCAUCUCCGGCAAGGAGGUGGACGUGAAGAAGGCAACGCCGAAACCGGAGAACAUGGGCCCGAUGGGUCCAAUGGGUGGACGGGGCGGUAUGCGCGGUCCGCCGCCGCGCGGCAUGCGUGGCGGUCGCGGCGGUCCAGGUGGCCCGAAGGGCGGAUACGGACAAGGAUGGGGCGGCCAAGGCUACGGCGGUUACGGCUACGGACAAGGAUACGGCGGUGGUUAUGGUGAUUAUGGUUACGAUUACUUAGCCAGAUGGUAUGGAGGCUACAAUAACGGUGGUUACGAUUUGUCCGGCGGCUAUUACGGCGACGACUAUGGCUAUGGAGGCUACGAUGGUGGCUACAUGAACGGUGGCGGCCGUCCAGGAGGUCCAAGAGGGGGCAAAGGCGCCGGUGCAUACGGCGGUGGAAAGCAGCGAGGCAACAGUGGUGGUCGCCAACAGCGUCACGCGCCCUACUAAAGGAGCGCUUUGGAUGCUUUCUUCUACCAUACAUACUCUCUCACCAUCCACAAACCAAAAACCAAACAACAACAAAAACGAGAGAAAGUAGUAGCACAGGCUGUUGUGUCGCCGUGCGUGUGUUUGUGUGUGAGAACAUUACACGCAGAGUUGAGGAUCGUACAAAAGAGCGACUUAAGAGGAAACAGAAAACCACGAAGAAAACAAAACUACUCCCUCUCCCGCUUUCCAACCACGUCCUUUCUUUCCGACAACAUUUCUUUCUUCAUAUCAUACUCCUUUGAAUAAUCACAUACUGCUGGGGCGGCGACGGCGCCGCCCCUUCAUAACGAUAUAACAAAUAGAACUAUUAAACUUUGAUUCAACAUUUUUACGUUUGCCGUGUGGGUGAGAGGUUGAAGAGGGAGAGAGAGAGAUGAACAGAGAUGAAAAGAGAAAGUAAAAGAAAGUAUAAAUCAUAUGUAAAAGAUAUGUGCGCACCGCCACGAAAAUCCCUCCCUCCAUUCCCGCCUCCACCACCCCCAUCACCAAUCUCGUGAUGGUGAUGGGUGAAAUGUGUGCGAGUAUGUGUGCGCAUGUAUGCGUAUAUGAUGCGUUGGGGGUGGGUGGGGGAUGAGGAUGACAAUUACUUCAAUUUCCAAAACGUUUAGGUGUAUAGAUAAUAUAGCUAGGGGCCGAGCCAGCGAGAGCAUUCUGAGAACAGACACCCACAAUCCACACACAGACAAAAAAUAGUACCAACGUACAUACCCACACACACGCACACACACACAUACACGCACACAUUUGUCAUACGUCGGCUAUAGUACACGCACAAGUGUGGUGUAGAGGAAGGUGUGCUGCUGUGUGGUCCAACAUCCUUGGAUUCAAUUUAGAAUGAUGAUUUUUAAUUAUUAUUUUACUCACUUUUAACUUUGGUUUUUGUGGAAAUCAAGAGAAAAAAAUAUAUAUGUAUAUGCAAUCACACAAACACUUUUAAAGUAAUGAAAGCGAAUCAAGAAAGGUAUACUACGAAGAAAGAGAGAAAGGGAAAGGGGGGAGAACGAGGAAUGAGCACACAACCACAUACACAAACGCGUGUAGAGUAGUAGUAAACCCUCGGGUUCCUUCCAGCUGUGUAUUCCCUUCAAUCCAAACAAAAAACAAAACAACGUAGUAGUAUUAAGGCAAAAAAGAAACCAACUCUUCUCACGACACACUCUUCACACGCCUCGCUUCUUCUUUAUCAUCGCGCGUGUGUGUGUGUGCAAUGAUGGGGCGAUAGUUUGCUUCAGACUGUUCAGAUGCUCUAGGUGGAGUUGUAUGUGUGUGGGUGCGCACGUGCGAGUGGGUGGUGUGUCUGUAGCGAGGGAUAAUUCGAGACUAUUAAAAAAUUAGAUUAGAAGCGCGCGCGCACGCCGCGCAGGACACUCUCUGGCAGUUUUAACGCGGAUAAAUGAUGCGAAUAUCGACCGCACACACAUACACACCGCACAUACUCCCUCACACUCAUACACGUGCACACCUCCCCCCCCCCACCCCAAAAACGUGAGAGAUCCAUUAAUAUUAGAUAGCAGGGUGGUGUGUUGGCAUUAUGGGUGUGUGUGUUGUGUUUGAUCACGGACUCCUUAACUUAUACCGCCGCGCGCUACACACAGAUUGCGAGCGUGUGUGUGUGUGUGUAUUUUUUAGUAGUUAAGCUCAGGAAUUAGGCAAGAUCUGUUUUUUAAGUUCUGUUUCUUCAAUCGUGCACAAUUACGCUCUUGGCGGCACCACACUACUCUGGCGGCAUUUCCAAAUCGUGCGAGAGGGAACACAGCGGAACGAGGGAGAUUAAACCGUAACCAAAAAUGGAAGAAGCAAAAAAAAAGAAAGGAACGGGUGUGAUGAACUCAUAAUUGAAACUACUACUUUAUUGCAUAGUAUAUUACUUGUCCCAGAGGAGCUAAUUUGAUUUUAGUGAUCACCACUUCAUAAUAGACUAGCAUCGUGUGAGAGAGUGAGAGCGAUGGGGGGAAGGGGAGGGUUCGGAAGAGUGAAUACGGUAUGAAAAUCCAGGAUUUUACGUGGCAACUCGGAUGAUCAUUUAUUCAAGAAGCAUUCAUUAGGAAGGAAACUAAUUUAAGAAGCAGAGAAAGAAAGAGAAAGCCGGAAAACAGUAGGAAAAACACACCCUCUCUGAGAUAGCACAUGCAAAUUUAUGUACAGCUUAUAUUAAAGUAAUCCUUCGUUUUCCAUCCCCAUUGAUGUAAAGCAGAAUUUUCCAUAGAACUCACACAUAUGUUGUGAGUGUGUGUGUGUGUGUGUGUGUGAGUGUGUGUGCGUGAUCGUGUUCGUGUGCGUAGUUUAUCUGGGGACGAGGCGGCUUUUCCCCCGCUAGGCUCGAUACUUAUCAUGUAAGAUGAGCUAAAUAAAAACGUAUAUAUAUAUAUAUAUACGAACACACGAGCACUAUGAGAUUGGCGCUCAUCGAUUGAAACAGUGGUGGGUUUCGUUUGCCUAAGGGUUCUGUUAGAUAUUUGCCGGAUUAAUUUAUUUUUCAUUUCGACGUCACAACAACCAUCAUUUUUGUUUGGUUUUCGAUUAUAAAUCCACUUCCGGGUGGGGGAUUGCGUGAUAUAUUGCUUGCUACAGUUGUUGUUGUACACGCUGACACACACAUACACACACAAACACACAUAUACACUAAAGCCGCUCCUUGUAAUUUAAGUUCGAGUUUAAAAUUCAAACACAAAUAAGUUUACUUAAAACGGAAAACAGAAAAGAAAGUUGUGAGAGAGAGAGGGGUGAUGCUGCAGCCAAUUUGCGUUUAAAACGGGAUUUCGUUAUUCGGGGGGAGAGAAGGCAGCACUCUCCUGGUGAAACGAAAAUGCGGAAAAUGAUGUGUACGGUGUGGGUGGGAGUAGUAACUUAUCCUGCGCGCGCAGUGUUGGGAAAAAAAGGAGGACGACGACGCCGACGCGUGUAUGAUGUACAAUUUUUGCUCUGAAUUCAAACUAAAGGUGUGUACACCGCUAGGGGAAGAGAAAGAAGAUGGUACAACAACCAAGUUCAAUGUAUUUUUGAGAUUUUCCAGAAGGUAAAAAUAAAAAUAACAAAAACACUAAGCCAA
Anopheles merus is the source of this 4668-nucleotide messenger RNA. RefSeq names its product RNA-binding protein squid-like. Bases 396 to 1577 code for a protein of 393 amino acids. Gene Ontology annotation, molecular function: RNA binding. The transcript is spliced from 7 exons. Gene Ontology annotation, biological process: regulation of gene expression. The record is from RefSeq and is a predicted model, not a curated record. Gene Ontology annotation, cellular component: nucleoplasm. NCBI's taxonomy places the organism in Eukaryota, Metazoa, Arthropoda, Insecta, Diptera, Culicidae.